CAUGUUAACACCCACAAUCUAUCAAUUAACCAAUCACAACCGUGCAGGUGAAACCAACCUGCAGGAAAACUUGGUGUUUAGUCACUGCUGCUGCUGGUCAGUGGAGGAAAGACGCCAGUUUUACAUUCAGCAUCAACGCGCGUUAGAAAGUCCGCGGUGUUUUGGUCCGCUCGUGGGAGGAAAUCCACCGGUGUCCGGAUCAGCCCCGUGUAUGUGGAUGUGUAUUUCCCUGUCAGAGUUUCCCUAGGAGUUACAGCGUUGCAAGAGUUAAAACCGACUCUGCAGUCCCGAGUGACGGGGCAUCCGGAGAAACAUGGAGGACACCGCUGGCAGUAAUCCCCAAUCUCUCGGAUUUACAGAGAAAUUAAAGUCCUGGCUGUCUUGGUCAUGGACCUAUGUGUGCUUCAUUUGGUUCGGCAUGGUGCUGAUCAUGGUUUACGUCCUGUGGAGCCCGCUGAAACUGCAGGAAACUCUUACCUCAGCCUCAGUGUUUUUAAAUACACUGACCCCCAAAUUCUAUGUGGCUCUCACUGGAACCUCUUCUCUCAUCUCUGGACUCAUCCUUAUAUUUGAGUGGUGGUAUUUUCGUAAAUAUGGGACCUCAUUCAUUGAACAAGUGUCAGUGAGCCACCUGCGUCCUCUUCUGGGUGGAGUAGAGAGCAGCUCCACUGGUCUGUUUGCAUCAGUGAAUGGAGAGGCGGAGCCCAGGCCCAGUGUUUCAGAGUGUAAGGUGUGGAGGAAUCCUUUGAAUCUGUUCAGAGGAGCAGAAUACAACAGGUACACCUGGGUAACAGGGAAGGAACCAUUAACAUACUAUGAUAUGAACCUUUCUGCCCAAGACCAUCAGACCUUCUUCACGGGAGACACUCCACAGUUAAGACCAGAAGAUGCAGUGAUGCAGAAAGCCUGGAGAGAGAGAAAUCCUCAAGCCAGGAUCAGGGCAGCUUACCAGGCCAUAGAAAUGAACCAUGAAUGUGCUGCAGCCUAUGUGCUCCUAGCAGAGGAAGAAGCCACAACCAUUACAGAAGCUGAACGCCUUUUCAAAAAAGCACUAAGUAUUGCUGGAAAAGAUAUCAACUUGCUGGUGUACAUCAAACGCAGACUGGCAAUGUGUGCACGCAAGCUGGGACGGAUUAAAGAAGCAGUGAAAAUGAUGAGAGAUUUAAUGAAGGAGUUCCCACUAUUGGGAAUGUUAAAUAUACACGAAAACCUCUUGGAGGCACUUCUAGAGCUUCAGGCAUACGCUGAUGUCCAAGCAGUCCUUGCCAAAUAUGAUGACAUCAGCUUGCCAAAAUCAGCCACUAUAUGCUACACAUCUGCACUGUUGAAAGCACGGGCAGUUUCAGAUAAGUUCUCUCCAGAGGCCGCGUCACGGCGAGGGCUAAGCACAGCAGAGAUGAAUGCUGUGGAGGCCAUACACAGAGCUGUUGAGUUCAAUCCACACGUGCCAAAGUACUUAUUAGAGAUGAAGAGCCUGAUCCUCCCUCCAGAGCACAUCUUGAAGAGGGGUGACAGCGAGGCAGUGGCAUAUGCUUUCUUCCACCUGCAGCACUGGAAGAGGGCAGAGGGAGCCUUAAACCUACUACACUGCACCUGGGAGGGCACCUUCCGGAUAAUUCCCUACCCUUUGGAGAAGGGUCACCUGUUUUACCCCUACCCAGGAUGCACAGAAACAGCAGACAGGGAACUGCUGCCCUCGUUCCACGAGGUGUCUGUGUACCCAAAGAAAGAGCUUCCUUUCUUCAUCCUCUUCACAGCAGGCCUUUGCUCCUUCACUGCCAUGCUGGCCAUGCUCACACAUCAGUUCCCUGAGCUCAUGGGUGUCUUUGCCAAAGCAUUCUUCAGCACACUCUUUGCACCCCUGGGUUUCUUUGCAGACAAGAUGGAAAGCUUCAUGCCGUCCAGUUUUUGGCACCAGCUGACUCGGAUCUGACCCCAACACACACACACAUACACACACACACACACACACACACACACACACACACACCAAUACCACUCCAAACCCUCAGACAAAAAGUGUUUGCUCUCCUGUCUUCAGCAUUACUGUCCACUUGCUGCAUUGUUACUGAUUAUGUUGGCUGAGGUUGUAUCAACACGGCAAUACCACUCUUAAGAUGCUCUCCCACACUGUUCCAGCAGCCACAGUUUUUCCAAGAGCACAUUUAGUGCAACGAUUUCACAGAGUCGUUCAUUUUUCAUUGUGUUAGCGCUGGGCAAACCGACGUUUUUAAGUCUUCCUGCAAAUCCUACAGAUUUUUAAUGCAAAAAAUCAAACUAUGAAUUUCUCAGAGGCAAAUUAAAACACAAAAAAUGUAAACUGUUUUUAAUGCUCCAUUUACUACUGUCUAGAGAGAUGUUUUAACUAUUUAUUGCCAACAGGAAACAGAAACAACAAGAAAUAAUAUUUUACAGUAUAUUUAAAAACAUGAUCCUUUUCCUCUCUCUUCCAUGCUCAGUUAUAUAUGUGCAUCAAAAGAUCCCAUCGGGUAUUUGGGAUGAGAACCAACGUGUCCUGUGUCAACCCUCAGUGCCCUGCAGACAUCCACUGGGGCAGAUUUAAACGUCCAUAAGACCUCCUAAAAACAGAGCUGUGAUUUACAGCCUUGAAGUGCCUGCAGUGUAUACAACGCCUCUGCAGUUCAACAGUUGUUACCAUGGCAUGACACCUCAGCACUAUAUCACUGGGGCAACCACCACCCCCGCAACAUCGAAAUGUAAAUGGGAUCAUCACUGGUCACAGUUAGGCCUCUCAUGGCAUCACUCAUAUCCGCUGAUUGCUCUACAGAAUGUGAUAAGUCAGUGUGUUAGUCAACUGGAACAAAAAUGGAAAAGGCAGAUGUUGCAGUAGUCAUACUGAGAAUCAUCUGGCACAGGAAACGUAACUGCAGCUGUAAUACAUGAGAUAACACCGACUUAAAUACACUGACGAGCCCUCAGAGAAGCAUUUGGAGUUAGAGGGCAAAAUUAACAGACACGCAGAUAUAUUGUACAAAGUAAGAUUUUUUUUUUACUUUGUAUGUACAAAAUCACUCUUUAUACCUUUGACUGUGUCUAUUAAUUUUGCCAGAUGUGGGACAUGUUGAUUCUUCUGUAACUGUUUUGACUGAGUGGCCUGUAUUUCCUUGUUGUGAAGUAUAUUGCAAAAACUGACUGAUAAUGUAAAAACCUGACAUAUGUGCCUGGCUCAAAAUUUAAAUUAUGUCUGUAAAUGUAAUAUGUAAUCCUAUUAUCUGUGUUAAAUUUAAUGAUUGAAGUUUAUUAAAAAAAACAACAACUUUAAAAUAUGUUACACUCCAAACGCGUAAUGUGUUCACUUGAGAAAAAGAAAAACAAUCUGCUCUGUUUUUCUGAAUUAACAAGAAAAUGAUAAAUGAGACUGUGUGAGAUUAUUAUCUUGUUAAUUCAAAGAAACAGGAGCAACAUAAUUCCUUUAUGAAAACUUUUUUUUACAAGUCUUAGAAAAUAAUUAAUUCAGAAAAAUAGAUUAUUUUUUCUGAAGUGAAUACACUUGCAUAUUACAGCUCUUAGUCAUGGAUAAUGAGAAUAUAUUCCCACGUCAUCCCAAUUUUUUUGUACAUUAACAGGUUUAUUACAUUUUAAACCACUUAAGGCAGAAAUGUUUACUUUGUCAAGUUAUGUUACUUGAUAGAUAUUACUUUUUCGGCGGCUACAUCAACAUAAAGUUGACAGACUGUAAGUGACAUUAUAAUGACAACUAUUCACUCCAAGUGUAUUAGAAAAUAUGAUGAUAAAGUGCCUUUUAGUCGCACAUUUUUUUCUAGAAUGGCGAAGCCAUGACCUGCCUGACUCUUAAUUCGACUGGAUAGAACUCACUUAAGCAAAAAGAGAGGGAUAGUUUAGGGUUAGGAUAAAAAUGUCUGGGUAAGCCAAUCAGAGAUGGAGCAAGGUAGAGCACAGGGUGGGUCUUGUCGUCACCAUCAUAGGCAAAAAAUCUCGCUUUUAGUACAUCACAAUAGUUAAACACUCCAAUGUAGCAUUUACUGCACCUACAAUAAUGAUGUCAAGUUUAGUGGUAAUUCUGUUCAGUUUUGAUGAAUUCAAUUUGAUAAAUAGAUGCCUUUAAAAAUUGUAAUUUAUAGCUGAAAUGUUGAUUGUCCAAUAAUUAGCAUUAGCACAACAGCCAAGUUACAAACAUACUUGUGCAAAAGUAGAGGAGGGUAGGCUAGUUACGAUGUAAUGGCACUUAAUUUCUUAAGUAUGUUGCAAAAUUGGAUUAUAUUUUUAAUAAGCCCUAUCUACUCAAAACUGCGAAGAUUGUGUUUCACAUCUCAUUCUGGUCUGUAAUAUGUCUAUUUAAAUUUGUGACACUUGAUAUGUGAAAUUCUUACAGCGUGCAGCUGAAAUGUAAAAGUACAUGCUGAAGACAGGAGAAUGUUUGAAAAGCUGUAACUACCCUUGGAUG
Molecule: messenger RNA, 4426 nt
Organism: Plectropomus leopardus (leopard coralgrouper)
Lineage: Eukaryota; Metazoa; Chordata; Actinopteri; Perciformes; Serranidae
Product: suppressor of tumorigenicity 7 protein-like
Molecular function (GO): protein binding
Source: RefSeq, a predicted model, not a curated record